Molecule: messenger RNA, 3287 nt
Organism: Arabidopsis lyrata subsp. lyrata
Lineage: Eukaryota; Viridiplantae; Streptophyta; Magnoliopsida; Brassicales; Brassicaceae
Product: NAC domain-containing protein 14
Exons: 7
Coding region: 1117-3132 (671 amino acids)
Biological process (GO): regulation of DNA-templated transcription
Molecular function (GO): DNA binding
Source: RefSeq, a predicted model, not a curated record
CAUCACAGCGCAGUAUGCCUCUACAAUUUUUACCAUAAGCGGUGUUAAAUUUGGAUAGACGACACACAUCUUUGGGUUUUUACCAAAUCAAAUCCAAAAUUUUCUAGAAAUUUUGGCCAUGAGACACUUUUUGGGGUUUGUAUGCAUUAUGGGUGUAACAUUAUACCAUCGUAUAUGACAAAAAUAUCUGACCCUCCACGAAUUAGUCUGAAUUUUCAGCUAAGAAUCCCUUAUUUAUAUGACAAAAGAAAUGUCAUGUGGAGGGAGUGGAGUGGAGAGGAAGAGAGAACCUACAUGCAUGUCGUCGAUAAAUCAAACUAGUGCAUUAGAUCUAACAUUCGGCCCAUUCGUAAAAGAAUGAAAGACUAGAAGAAAUACACUGGGCCAACAACUAAAGCCCAUUAAAAGAAGCAAUAAUUGGAGAUGGGAGUUACGGCCACGUAACUUUGACAGAGCAGGGAAAGCUUUAUCUUUAUGGGACUUUAACCUUUUUUUAGCAUAUAAAGAGGCUCUAUGUAAAUUUUCCAAAUAAUAACUCCGACAAUAGUACUACUCUCUCAUGCAAAUAAUUCUGUUUUGGUAACACUAAAGUGGGACUAACUCAACCAACUUAAUUUGGUUGUUGAAUAAAUCACCUCAUACAACAAAUAAAAACAAAACAAGUAUGGUUCCAAAGCCAAAAAUAGACGAGUAUAUAUAUCUAAAAUGUAUUCAUUGAUUACGACAAAAACAGACAACAAUGUAAUCUUGCCUGAGGUUGGUUGGUCAUAUGCAUUCACGAGUCAAAAUUUUCUCAUAUAGUAGUUGUUUUUUUUUUUUUUUUUUUUUUUGGACAAAAUAGUAGUAGUUGUAUUAUUUAUACAACAUAAGCCAGAAAUGGGAAAAGUUAAAAUACAAAAAUAAUCUAAAUUGAGCAACUUUUUUAAACUUUAUAGGACCACGUGAAGGAAUCUAAUGAGUGGACCCUGACGGCACGUUGACUUGGACAUAAUCGAGUCAAAAGAAACCAAACGGCGCCUAAAAAAGGCUUGAGCCAUGGCAUUUCCGUAAUUACUGAUUAAUACAAGGGUAAAAUAGAAAAUUUAAAAGACACUGACGUCACGUGCGAGUCAGGACAUGGCACAAUUGGCAGACCACAGCAACCAAGUGGUCAAGCUCAAGCUUAGCUCAAAGCUCUCUUCAGGUUUUAUGAACCAAACAAAAAACAAAACUUUACCGGAGAUGACGACGGAGCAAGCUUUGUUGUCUAUGGAAGCGUUACCUCUAGGUUUCAGAUUCAGACCAACGGAUGAAGAACUCAUCAAUCAUUAUCUAAGGUUAAAAAUCAACGGCCGUGAUUUAGAAGUUAGAGUCAUACCUGAGAUCGAUGUUUGCAAGUGGGAACCAUGGGACUUACCUGGGCUUUCGGUGAUAAAGACGGAUGAUCAAGAAUGGUUCUUUUUUUGUCCUCGUGAUCGGAAGUAUCCGAGUGGUCAUCGUUCUAAUAGAGCUACUGAUAUUGGUUACUGGAAAGCUACUGGGAAAGAUCGAACUAUUAAGUCUAAGAAGUUGAUUAUUGGUAUGAAGAAGACUCUUGUUUUCUAUCGUGGAAGAGCUCCUAGAGGAGAGCGUACUAAUUGGAUUAUGCAUGAGUAUCGUGCUACUGAUAAGGAACUAGAUGGUACUGGACCUGGUCAGAAUCCGUAUGUUUUGUGUCGCUUGUUCCACAAGCCUAGUGAUAGUUGUGAUCCUUCAAACUGUGAGGAAAUAGAGAAUGUUAAUUCCACUCCUACCACUACUAGAUGCUCUCCUGAUGACACAUCUUCUGAAAUGGUCCAAGAAACAUCUACAUCUGGUGUGCAUGCUCUAGAUAGAUCAGAUGAUACUGAGAGGUGUUUAAGCGACAAGGGUAAUGAUGUGAAACCUGAUGUUUCAGUGAUAAACAAUACUUCUGUCAAUCAUGCUGAAACUUCUCACGCCAAAGACCGUGUUUUGGGAAAAAGCUUAGUAGAGGAAAAUCACCUUCUAAGGGACAUUCCAACUCUUUAUGGACCCAUCUUAAGUGAGAAAUCAUAUUAUCCAGGGCAGUCAAGCAUCAGUUUUGCUACAUCACACAUCGAUUCGAUGUAUUCUAGCGAUUUUGGAAACUGUGGUUAUGGGCUACAUUUUCAGGAUGGGGCCUCUGAACAAGAUGCAUCUUUAACAGAUGUCUUGGAUGAGGUCUUCCAUAACCAUAAUGAAUCCUCUAGUGAAAGGAAAGACUUUGCGAUUCCAAAUAUGAUGCAUUGGCCUGGAAAUACAAGACUGUUGUCUACUGAGUACCCAUUUCUCAAAGAUUCCGUUGCUUUUUUAGACGGCGGUGCUGAUGUUUCCGGCCCACAGCACUUUGUUCCUGACAUUUUAGCUUCCAGAUGGGUCAGUGAACACAACCUUGAUAGCAAGGAGGUAGUAGAGAUUCAAUCUUCAUCCGGGUCCUCUCGGACCGUGACGCCACUUCAUAACAACGUGUUUGGGCAAUAUGCUUCAUCGUCUUAUGCAACUAUUGAUCCAUUCAACUAUAAUGUCAACCAGCCCGAACAAUCAUCCUUUGAGCUUCAUCCCGGUAACAUAUCUGGGUUCAAUGCCAGGUCUCGAGAGAAUCAGACAAAUCUUGACUCUGUUGUGGACCAAGGCACUGCUCCUAGAAGAAUUCGGCUGCAAAUCGAACCGCCAUUGACACCAGUUAUCAACAAGAAAGAGAGAGAUGCAGACAACUAUGAAGAAGAUGAAGUACAAUCUGCCAUGUCCAAGGUCGUAGAGGAAGAAUCAGCCAAUUUAAGUACUCAGGGGACUGCUCAGAGGAGAAUCCGCCUGCAGACGAGAUUGAGGAAGCCUCUCAUAACCAUAAACAACAGAGAAAGAGACUCAAACGUUAGAGAAGAAGAAGCAGGCCAUCAUAGCAAGGAAAAGGGAGAUGUGUCAUCAUCAUCAUCAUCAUCAUCAUCAUCAUCAUCAUCAUGGCAGAAACAGAAGAAGAGCUUGGUGCAGUAUAGUAGUAUGGUGAUAUUAGUGGCGGUGAUAGUUGUUUUAGUAGGAGUAUGGAAAGAGUCAAGAGAUGCCAAAUGUAGCUUCUUGUUUCAUCAAUUAGAUUCCUUCAAAGGCAUGUUUACUUGAUGAUAUAUUGUGCCAUUCUCCAUGUUCUUUUUGUAUAAUCAAUCAUGUGUAUCUGUUUUUUCUUUCUUUCUUUUGUAGUGUUGAGUAAUGAAGCCAGAUUCUCUAGAAUCAUUAACAAAUUAGUUCUCUUUUUUGAUUUUUUGCAGUUCACACUU